UGGAGAACAGUGGCUUGCUGUGCUGUGGUGAGGCUUUGUGUUCGCUUUGUGUUCUCCUUAAGGAGAACCGGUGUGCGAAUAGCUUUGGGUUUUGUGAGGACUGUGGUUUGGGUUUGAUUAUCAGGGAGCUGUUGCGGCAGAGGAGGGGGAUGGACAGAUCUGUGACUGCACACAAACACCAAAAUAGGACAGGAGCCUCCUGCAGGAGCUAUAUCGAGGCUGGAGUGUUUUUGCAGAGAAGAGCUUUGUGAGGGUCUACGGAACAACACUGGACAUUUAUGACAAUUCAUGAAAGAUAUCAUGUCAAAUAAGCAAACUGACAUCUACACAUAUAACUACUGUGAUACUGACUAUCCAACUAAGCUCCUGGAUGCCCUCAAGCAGUUAUACAUUAGCGGCAUGUUUACUGAUGUCACUCUGCAAUGUGCCGAUUCUCAGCAGGUGUUUCACUGUCAUAAAUUGCUGCUCUCCGCUCGCAGCUCCUAUUUUGAAGUCAUGUUCACAGCCGAUAUGAGGGAGAGGUCAGACAGCACCAUCACCCUGACCGGGAUUGACGCUGCCAUUCUGGGUGCUUUGGUGAACUAUGUCUACACUGCACAGGUGUGCAUCACGGAGAGCAACGUGCAGAGCCUGUUGGAGGCUGCAGACCUCCUCCAGUUCAACUCUGUCAAACAAGCAUGUGAGGAGUUUCUCAUCCGCCUCUUGGAUGCGGAUAAUUGCCUGGGUAUGCACGCUUUUGCUCAGCUGCACGCCUGCCCCAGCCUGGAGAGGGAGGCCCGGAGGGUCACCUUGAGCAGGUUUACAGAGCUCAUUGAGCAAGAGGAGUUCCUAGAGUUGGACCAUGAUAGGAUGAAAUCCCUGAUGGCUGCACAGAGCCUCAGCAUGCACAGGGAUGAAGUGCUGAUAGAUGCUGUGGACAAAUGGGUAACUUAUGACUUGGAUAACCGUCUUCAGCACGCUGCAGACCUGCUGCAUUCCACUUAUUUUAAUCUGGAUGAUGCUUACUUCAAAGCUGCUCUGGAGGUACACAGGAAAUGCUUGCAUAGCAGGACAGGGAAAGUUAAGUCACUGAUCAUUCAGUCAAUAAAGACCAGCUGCAAGGACAAACCAGCAAAUCGAAAUACAUCAAGCAUGUAUAUAAUUGGCGGCUACUACUGGCACCCCCUUUGUGAAGUGCACAUAUGGGAUCCUGUCACCAACUCAUGGCUGCAAGGAAAAGACAUGCCUGACCACGCAAGAGAAAGCUACAGCGUCACUUUACUCGGGGCAAAUAUCUACGUCACUGGAGGUUAUAGGACCAACACUGUUGAGGCUGUGGACACGGUUUCCAUUUAUAACUGUGACUUUGAUGAAUGGACAGAAGGCUGCCCCAUGAUAACAGCUCGGUAUUACCACUGCUCUGUGGCGCUGCAUGGAUGCAUUUAUGCCAUCGGAGGAUACAGAGGAGGAGCUCCGGAGCAAGAGACAGAAUUUUAUGAUCCGUUGAAAAAGAAAUGGUAUCCUGUGGCCAAAUUGAUCCAAGGUGUAGGAAAUGCCACUGCUUGUGUGGCAGGAGAUAAAAUCUACGUGACUGGAGGCCACUAUGGGUACAGAGGAAGCUGCACUUAUGAAAAAGUCCAGGUUUACAAGGCAGAUGUCAAUGAGUGGACAAUCAUUACAAUAAGUCCUCAUCCAGAGUAUGGUCUGUGUUCUGUGUCUCUGGAGAACAAACUGUAUUUGGUGGGUGGACAGACGACUAUCGCGGACUGCUACGAGACCGACAAAGAUGAAUGGAGGCAAAUAUCGGUGAUGAAGGAGAGGAGGAUGGAGUGUGGGGCGGCGGUGAUCAAUGGCUGUAUUUAUGUAACAGGAGGCUAUUCGUACUCCAGAGGGACUUAUCUCCAAAGUAUUGAGAAAUAUGACCCUGAAGUGGACUCUUGGGAGAUUGUGGGGACUCUUCCCAGCCCGUCCAGAUCUCAUGGAUGUGUUUGUGUUUACAGUGUUUAGUAUCUAGCUGUUCCCUCAAAUGAUUCUCAUUCUGUGCAAUGUAGACCAAAUGCUUCAAUACUUAAAAAAAAAAAAAAACUACAAUAAUACUGAUGUUGAUCCUUGCAAAACCAACUCAUGGUUUGCACUGCAAGAGCAUUUUCCAAGAAAAUGUUACACUCAGGGCUCUAUUGAUUGUCAGUUUUAUUUAUUAUUUUUUGGUUUGAUUAAAUUGCAAAAACAGAAUUUGGUCAAAAAGACUAAAAUUAAAUCAGAUCAGCCAUUCCCAAAUUUAAAAACUACAUUAUAUUAGAUUAGAUCAACCAACUUUAAGAACUCCACAGCCCACUUUGAAACCUGAUCAUCUGUUAAAAUUUGUUAAAACCUACAUUAGCUAAAUUAAGAACAUGUAAUUUUCAUUCCUGGGCUUUAUUACUUCUGAUUAUAUUUUUAAAUGACUGAAAAUCUUUUUGUAAUAACUUUUAUUACAAAACUGAACAUGAAAGACUUUUUC
Messenger RNA from Thalassophryne amazonica, 2479 nucleotides. It is a transcript of the gene klhl23, whose product is annotated as kelch-like family member 23. Lineage: Eukaryota; Metazoa; Chordata; Actinopteri; Batrachoidiformes; Batrachoididae. The transcript is spliced from 4 exons. Gene Ontology annotation, molecular function: protein binding. The record is from RefSeq and is a predicted model, not a curated record. The coding region runs from base 289 to 1986 and encodes 565 amino acids.